AUGAAAGAGGACGUGUUAAAAUUAGCGGGUCCACAGUUUACACACGGGCAUUGGUUUGGCGGUGAUGCAAGGUGUGUGGUGGAAAAAGCGUGUCGAGGGCUGAUGAACUUCCAGGAAAGCCAAACGUGGAAGUUGCACCAUAGAUUUCAGCAAGGUUAUUUCGACAUGGGCCGAAGAAAUGCUUGGAUGCGAGUCCGAGUGGAUAUGCUUUUAUGGUGGAGCAUGAUAGCGAAAGCUAUGAAAAAUUUCAUCAAAGUGAAUAGUGGCUGUCAGAUGGGCCAAAAUCGCAAGGUGGGGCCGUUGAAAUUCCACAUAGGCUACUCGCCAAGUUUCUGGAGUCGCCCACCCAAAACUUCUUCUGCUCUAAACAAAAACAUAAACUAUACAAACAAUCAGAGGCAGAGUACCGCAACAGCAAUGGAGCAACAUUCGACCUCUGAAGUUGAACCAAGCUCUCUACAAGAUGCUUCUGUUUCUUCUUCGUCGACAUCCUAUCCUUCCCCUUCGCCGGAAAAUCUGAUGAAGCUUUUGCGAGGAAAGACCGACUCUCAGCGCCUCGCCGGCCUUCUUCUUGUCACCAAGCUCUGUGACAAAAACGAUCAGCGUACCAUUCUCGACGUGUACGAGGCGCUCGGUUCCACUUUCCUCCAUCGCCUCUUGCUCACUGGAAUGGGGAAAGGGAGUGGUGGUGGGGGUGACAGCGCCAAUCGUGAGGCCUACCUGCGCCUGUCGGUGACGGUGCUUGCUGCAUUUGCUAGGGUUUCUCAGGUUGCCGCUAUGGAUGUGAUGCUAUCCAAAGUGCCCCUUAUUUUGGAGGUUCUGUCCAUGGAGUCUGGUUCAUUUGUCACUGAGGAGUGCUAUGAAUUUCUAUUUUUGGUGACUACUGCUCAUGAUGAUGGAGUGACAACUUUAUACAACUCUGGAGGCAUGAAAGUUUUGGCAUCUCAAAUGCCUUGUUUGUCAAAUGGUUCCCAUGCAAUGGAGCUUGCCAUGAAGCUUGUUCAGUUAAUGAUAAGCAAGCUAUCAGGUGAAAAAGUUUAUGUUGGUCAUCCAUCAGAGCUAUCAAUUAUGGUGGCUGCAAUAGCAAAGCAAUUUGCUCUGCUACACAAUGCUUUGAAGUUUGAGGCACUACACCUCCUUGUUGCUAUAUUGUCUUCAAAUUAUUCGGGAACUCUACAUGCUGUGCUUCGGUCAAUGAAAUGCAGCGACUGGUUAACUUGCAUUCGGAUUGGUGUCAUCGAUGUCUUACAGAAUCGAGUUGCUCCUGCUGAUAAAUUUCAGGCUCUUAUCCUUGUUGAGUGCGUCCUAUCAAUUGUUGGAGAAGAAUGGCUAAUUGGACCAACCACCUUACUUGAUGCACGUAGUUCGUUCCCUGCUGACAGAUGUAUACUGCUGGUUUUGGAGACUUCGAGGGUCGAAAUUGCUGUUGUCCUAAACGAGCUUGCUUAUUUAAAGUAUGAAGCCUCUGAGAAUUCUUCACGAAGUUCUGAAGCCUUUACUCUAAAACUUAGAAACCUUGGAAUUGCGUUCUCUUUGAUAGAGAAGAUUAUUGAACUGGUCUCAAACCUUGAAAACGAAGAAUCAAAUAUAGCUUCCUUGAUAAGCGAGAGCACCUCAAUUAAGAUUAUCACCGGGCUCAAUGAAACAAUUGGUCUGGUCCUUGACUAUCUGCAAGAUGCCAAGGAUCAUGGGGUCCGGAAGGGGGAUGACCUUUUAGCUUCUGUCAGAAUAGUUGGGAGUUAUCUUGCAGAAGCUCCUUGUGCAUGCAGAGAGAAGAUUAAGGAACGUCUUGGUUAUUUGCUAUCUGUUGAAGGAGAAGAUGAGUCAAGCCGUUCGUGCUCUGUGACCUUUUUGCUCCCUAUGCUGUGCCAAAUAACUAUGGAUGAUGAUGGAUGCAAAUUAUUCGACUCCAAUGGAGCUUUUGGAGCUGUUGUUGAUUGCCUUAUUUCAUUAAUUCAAUCCAGCCGCUCGAGGUCUGAGGAUGGCCGUACCAUAUUCUUGGCAUGCGAUACAAUUUUGAAUUUCCUUUUAAAGAGAGAGCAACUACAUUUUUACUUGGACAGUCGUACUGUUGUCAAGCUUUUGCUGGCAUUGCCAUGCUGGACAGAGUCUGCAAGUGAUCCAUCUGUGAUUAUGAUGGCGUCAAGCAUUUGCUCAUUAGUGCUUGGUUCGACUUCUGAGGAAUUUCUUCUUCGCCACCCAGAGUUUAACAGUGAUAAUCUAAAUACUCUAGCAAAGCUCAUAAAGAGAAGCUUGAUAACCAGUAAUCAGGAUCAUAUGCCUGAUGAUAGCAACUCAGAGGCUGGUCAAGCUGAUCUGCAUCAGAUAGUAAUCUCAGGAUAUUCGUCUUGGUCAGAUCGGUUUCCCCUUAUCAAACAAGCGGUCGAGGGAUGA
Molecule: messenger RNA, 2394 nt
Organism: Striga hermonthica
Lineage: Eukaryota; Viridiplantae; Streptophyta; Magnoliopsida; Lamiales; Orobanchaceae
Source: the annotation of a GenBank genome assembly